This is a messenger RNA of Thrips palmi, 2515 nucleotides long. RefSeq names its product basic proline-rich protein-like. The transcript has 4 exons. Bases 156 to 1775 code for a protein of 539 amino acids. NCBI's taxonomy places the organism in Eukaryota, Metazoa, Arthropoda, Insecta, Thysanoptera, Thripidae. The record is from RefSeq and is a predicted model, not a curated record.
CGCCGGUCGGCCGUGGCGCGGUGUUGGUCGCGGUCUUCGAUGUGCCCCCGGAGCGAAGACGACGCGCAGCGCAGUGCCUCGCAGUGCAGUGUCUCCAAGUGAAGUGCAGUGAAGUGAAGUGUCUUUUUGCUCGGCCGGCACAGCCCGGCGCGGUCAUGCGCGACAACCCGUGGAACAUCCCCCGCGGCCUGCAGCAAGCCCGUCGCUCCCUGCGCGCCCUGGUCGCGCACGCCAAGCGAGGCUCCGCUCCGUCCGCGUCUGCUCCGCCCACCCCCAGUGUCCGCCCCGUCCGCCCCCGGUCGUCGACGCCACCGCUGCCGGCGGACGCGGUCGCCACCCUCAGCAGGCCGCCCCCGCGGCCCCGGCCCCGGACGACGCCGCCCCCAGCGACGGGCACCAUGCUGCCCCCGCAGCGGCCGGCGCGCCGCCCGCCCGCCAUGCACACCAUCAAGGACUACCCCGAGCACCUGAACCCCUUCCGCGACGACGAGGACGCCGCCGUGCCGCCGCCGCCGCUGGACGACGACGAGCCCCAGCUCAGGCCCACGCAGGACAAGUUCGGCACCUGGACGGUGCCGCGCCGCCGGUCGCACCUCAACUUUGACUGGUCGUCCGGGUCCUCCAAGGAAUACCCCGCGGCAGCCACAGGCAGCAACGGCAACGCACCACCGCCUCGGCCACCGGCAGGUCCGCGCCUCGCCGCCGCCGUGGGCCCCUCCGCGACGACCGCCCCCAGGCCGCCCGUCAAACCGCGCAAGAAGAGAAAAGCGCCGCCCCCGCCGCCCCCGGCCGCGGCCGACAAGGCCCAGCAGCGCCUGUCGGCCGCCGUGUCGCUGCCGCAGCUGAGCCUCCCCCAAGGCCGCGACGCCGACUCCGCCAUGCCCCAGUCCGUGUCCCAGGCGUCGCUCGCGUCCUCCGACGACCGGGACGCAAAUCGCGACGCCCGGGAAGGGACGCCCGCGGCCCGGGGCGCGGCCAGCGGGGCUAGUAGGACCAGCAGCCGCGACGCCAGCCCGGAGUCGUCGGCGUCGUCUGCAGGGCCAGCCCCGACAGCUCCCCAAGCCCCGGCGGCAAGUGACGACAGACCCGCAGAGUGUCCUGAACAGGAACAAGCGUCGGCCGUGCCUCCGAAUCGCAGCAGCUCGCCGACGGCGACGGCGUCCCCCAGUCCAACACCCCCGCGAGCGACGUCGCCGGAGUGCAGAGCCGCGUCCCCGGCACGGCACGAGGAGGAGGAGGAGGGCCGCGUCGUGGCGGACCACCCGGAAGACCGCAGCCGCAGCCCCAGCAGCACCUCCCGGAGCACACCGGAGCCGCCCCUGCCGCCACCGCCGCCGCCGCCAACGUCGGAACUAGAGACCGCGGAGGCUCGCAGUGCGGAUCAGGCCGCCGACUCGGGCAGGCUGACCCCGCACCCCGAACUCGCCCCUCCCAGUGAACCCGAGGACCGCGUCGUCGAGGACUGCCCCUCUCCGCCGCCACCCGCCUCGCCGUGCCCGCUACCCCGCAGCUCAGAAGCUAGUCCCUCAGGGCCGUCGCCCUCGCCGCCACCGCCACCCUCGCCCCCGGGGUCGCACCGAGUGGAGGCAUCAGAGCACCCCGCCGACUCACCGCCGUCGCCCAGGCUUUCGAGGCACUGCCCCCUGGCCAUGCCCGAGGACGCCGACGAGGAGGACGACCGCGAGGACGACCGCGGCCUGCAGAGAGGAGCGCCACACGGCCAGGGCCGCCAGGGCCGCGGUGACGUGCUCAGCCCCACGCUGCUGGCGUCUUGAGUACUGCAACAUGUGGCCACACUGUGAAGAGAGUUAAAUCGACUGGACUAAACAUUAGUUUGCUUCCUUGGGAAAUCGAUCAAGCAGUUGUCACACUAAUAGAUUUAGUCGUUUUGAUUUAACUUCUUUUUAUAGUGCCGCUCUGGCGCGGUUGCAGGGGCUCGUAACCCACAGGGGUUGCCUACUUACUCAAGGGCUGCUUUGCAGAUUGCCUGCCUACUUACUGGGGUGAGGGUGGGGGAGGGGUCUGUUUUGCGGAUUGCCUCCUGGCGGCCACUCCUCCCCGUCGAAGGCAUCAGAUAGGAUUCUCGGUGCGGUGCAGGACCUGCCCGAUUUUUCUUAAAUUAUUAUGAAAAUUUCCAAGCCUUGGGCGUCAUUUCUUUGUUAAACCUAAGCACUGAGGCUAGGAGAUCAGACACGUCAAUUUAAAUGAUGAGUCUGCUAGUUGCAUUGUCAAUGAUAGUGGUUAGAUCUGUGAUAUUUCUAAUGUAUUUAAAAAGUCAAUGUUGUAGGAGGAUUGAUUCUUGUGUGUACUGAAUGCACAUAUAUUUAGCUGUUAGGGACAGCAGAGAAUGUAAGGAAAUUCAAUAAAUAUGGCUCCUAUUAUAUCACAAUAAGCUGCCAUUAACAAUGAAUGUAUUUGUGAGGUGUCAUCCUGUCUAGCUUUGUUGUCCUUACCAAGUAAUAAUAAUUAUACAAAGAAAGGCAAAGCCGAUUUAUUAAUUAAAAUUUGUGUACUU